Molecule: messenger RNA, 2108 nt
Organism: Clupea harengus (Atlantic herring)
Lineage: Eukaryota; Metazoa; Chordata; Actinopteri; Clupeiformes; Clupeidae
Product: DET1- and DDB1-associated protein 1
Biological process (GO): positive regulation of proteasomal ubiquitin-dependent protein catabolic process
Cellular component (GO): Cul4-RING E3 ubiquitin ligase complex
Source: RefSeq, a predicted model, not a curated record
UAGCUGUUUUACCCUGUUAGGAGAAGGGUGAGGGUGAAGAUUGCUAGCACGCUAUAUCAACCAGAUAGGGCCAGACAAUUGCAUUACUCUAUACCCGUUAGUUAGCUAAAUAAAUAUAAUAUUUUCUGGUGGCGUCACUGUUAGAAAAAAGGCAACACUGAGACUGUUUUGAAUGUGGCCUUUGCUAAAUAAUGAGAAUCAGUGAUCGCGAUGACUUGUGUCGUUAGCUAGCGAGCAACAUUAACCUUCUCCUGUUGUCGAAUAAUGACCACGUUCUAGGUAAAUUAGCUACCUAGCUAUUAAGAGAACGACCAAUACCUUGGUCGUUACUCGUCAUUGUUAAUAUUUCUUAAUACUAGCCAUCCCUGGAUCAAGCUUCAAGCUUUCGUGUGGCAUAGCGGAUUGGGUGUAUGUGGCGUUGUAGAUAACGUCAGAUAGCUAACGUUACAAAUGCUUUCCUUGUCAGCUAGCGUUGACUAUACAUUGAACAGCUAAAAUAUCCAACUUGUCAGCCAACGCUACACGAAAUCUUCAAGUCAUGGAUAAGGCGGAUUUUUUAAAAGGACUGCCAGUCUACAAUAAAAGCAAUUUCAGCAAGUUUCAUUCAGAUUCGGUGUGCAAAACAUCGAAUAGGAGACCCUCUGUCUAUCUCCCAACACGCGAGUUUCCCUCAGAACAGAUCAUUGUCACUGAGAAAACAAACAUUCUGUUGCGAUACCUUCAUCAACAAUGGGACAAGAAAAAUGCAGCCAAGAAACGGGAACAGGAACAAGCUGAAGGAGAGAGCCCUGCUCCUCCAAGGAAAAUCGCUCGGACCGGCAGCCGUGAGCUUAACGAGGACUCCUAAUCGUCUUCCGGUUUACUCCAUUUCACCACAUGUAAGCGGCCACCACCUAGAUGUGGCCGUUUAAGGAUUAACAAGCACACAGGCCAAGACCGCGGAUACAGACAAUUGAUAAAGCCGCGCUUGCUUUAUCUCAGAGAUUGUGAAGCUGAUUUGUUUUCCUGAGAUUUCAGUGUGUUUCUUUUUCUUUAAGUGCAACUCAUUACUCUCACUUUUUCCAGUGUGCUUAAUGUCUUGUAUGAUUUGACAACAAAUUUAAUUUCUUCUCAGUUGUCUUGUAUUGACUGAGUGUCCAGGAGUACUGGCAAGAUAUGUUGACCAGGUCUGGUCUGGUCUGUAGCCCUUCCUUGGCUGACGGCACCUGCUCAGCACACUGUAAUAUUUUGUCUUGUUCUCAUCCAUUCAGUAAUUUAUUGAAGACCUGAAUAAAGUACCAUUCUUUCUGUACACAAGAGAUGUUAAUUUAAAAUACUGAAAGCAGUGUUGCUUGAGUUUACAUGUCAAGUGUUUAGGUCUUCUCACUGUCCAGCUCCUGAGUUUUGUUAGAGGCCGAUAUUUCUUAGACGUAUUUAACUCUGGUGUUUUUCAGUGCUAAUAUUUCCUGACUUUCGUGGCAUGUUUUGAUAUGCAUACACACAAUGCAGUUGAUUAUGAGCCUUAAUUAAAUCAUUUGAGUAAUCCUUCUAAUGAGUGUUGGAAAGUGUUGGUUUAAUUUGUGCGGGAUAUAAAUACAUUAUGUGGGAGAGUAGACCUGUUAAAAAAACAAAACACAAUAGCUUUUUUUCAUGCCUCUGUGUGUGUGUGUAUCUCAUGAUCCUACCAAAUGGAAAUCUGAUGGAAGUCUGACAACACUCCGUUUUUUUUGUCUUUGUUCUAGACUUUAAAAGUUUUGAGUAGCACGCAAAAACCAGAGUGCCACUGCCAAGAUUGCUUACAGUAGUCAUUUGCUCACUGUUUCUACUGAUUGCUUAAAAUAACACGCAACAUGCAUGUUUGCCAGGCCUUUGGUGAAGAUGGGCAAGGUGGUCAUGCUUCUUCACCCUCUUCAUUUCCUGUGUCCUACAAUGCAUUUUAACAUUGUGACAAUACAUGUUGGUAUUAUUGAAUUUUAUCAGUAUCACAAUUUAGGUGUAGGCUACAAUUAUGUGAAAUUCACAAACCCCUCAUUAUUCUGGUCACCCACAACUAUAUCAGACAUUCGUGAAGGAUUUUAUCAGACUAUACUUAAGCUGGAAUUUUUAAAUAAACAUACUUUAUUUUGUCA